Messenger RNA from Rhododendron vialii, 763 nucleotides. RefSeq lists its product as uncharacterized. The record is from RefSeq and is a predicted model, not a curated record. The transcript is spliced from 3 exons. Bases 69 to 599 code for a protein of 176 amino acids. Lineage: Eukaryota; Viridiplantae; Streptophyta; Magnoliopsida; Ericales; Ericaceae.
UCUUCUCUUUUGAAAAACACAAACUCAAUCCGUAGCUAAGAACAUAUUGUCCUAGCGUUAGCGACUGCAUGUAUCUCGCUACUGAUACUCCCAAGAUUGAAGAGGACAAACCAGAGACAAGAAGGAUCGUAGAGAUGAUGGCGUUGAAACUUCACGAAAUAGGAAAGCAAUUGCCAAGUAGCGAAGAUGUUCAAAACGAAGCGGAGAAAUCACUACAGCAAAGCAACAGACAACGGACAACAAGAAACGCAGAGUUGCUAUUAAGAUGCGGCAAAGGGAAGCAAUUCGACCUUGUAAAUUUUCAAAAGGCACCAGAAAAGUCACUGAAGCAAAGCACAGGGGAAAGAGUCAGUGAUGGAGACUCGGUUCACGAGAAGCCAAAACCAUCAAACAGAGAUGAAGGAGCAAUUGAGUUGAAAUUGAAAGCCACUAAGAGGAAGCUGCAUGAACGAUAUGAGCAAGCCCAGAAUGCUCGGAAGAAGAUCCAAGUGGUGGAGUUCAUAGAUCUUCCCCAAAAAGCAACUUCCUGUGCUAAGACUCAUAGGGCCAAAGAGCAUAUGAGGAUCCAGAGAGCAUACAUGGGAUGUUUCAAGCGAUAAAAGCUAUAUUGUCACGGACUUGCAUAGAUUGAUGUACUGAAUUGGAUUUUUAAUGUAUGUAACUACAAGAACUACAUGUGGCUUGAUCCCGUAUUUUGGGUACGUAGGCAGCCUUGAAUCAGGUUCAGCUCGUGUUGUUAAUAAAACCAUUAUUUCUUUUGUUU